AUGGGAGAAAAUCCACAGUACACACAAUCUUGGCCUUAUCCAUAUGAUCCAAGCCAACAACAAUAUUUGGCGCCUCCAGGAACACAAACAGCAGAUUAUCCUAAUUACUACACUGCAGCUGCAACUGUUUCUCAACCCUUUGUUCAGUAUCAACCUCAAUAUCAGUAUUCUAGCACUCCCGUUAACGCUUAUACAAACACAGUUAACGCUUCUACUGUGUUUGGUCCUCCAGGAGUGACACCACAACCUUCCCCUUCAACUUUUCAACCAAAUCCACCAGGUGUUAAUGCAAACACUUUGUGGUACUCUUCGACGACGAUGUCUACUCCUGCGACUUAUCAAACUAACAUUUAUUCUACAGCUUCAUAUGAUCCUAAUCAAUACUAUCAAGCGCAGUACUUAAAUUAUCAGGUUCAAACAGCUCCGAACUCGAUUUCUUACCCUACUUUCUCACCAGUUUCUGUACCUCCCGUCGCGACUAAUUCAGUAGCAUCCUUUAAUCCUCAACCACCUACUUCUGCUCCUGCUAUUAUUACCACCACAAGCAAUGCUAUCAUUAAUAGUGUUAGUCAGAGCGAAAAGCCGAUCGCAAACGAUGUUCAGCAGAAUGCUUCUGGAAACUCGAACGUAAAUUCUGGAGCUGAAGAUCCUAAAUCAAAGCCAUUAUACCGUCCAAUAAAAAUGGUACGAGGAAAUAUGAAAUCUUCUCCUAAGAUUAAUCCGUUAAGUCCGAAAUCAGAGUCUUCAAUUCAAAAUCCACCAGAGAAACAGCCGGAAAAUAGGGAAUGGCCAGAGAGUUUGAAGGAUUAUGUCCAGCGAAGUUUCAACGCGGCUCCACAUAAUAUUGAUGCAAUUGAGAAUGAAUUAAAAAAGAUAAUUGCGACUAAACUGGCAGAAGGCGCAUUAUAUCAAACUGAUUGGACGGAAGUGGAAUUACCGAAAAGUUGCAGCGUAAUUAAAGAAAAGGAUAAUAAGCGAAAAAUCUUUAAAUCACAUAGUCGUUCUCCAGAUAGAAAUUCAAUUGAAAACGAUCGUGAAUUCCAGAAAAGGGAAAAACGCGCCAAGCGUUUUCAAACCGACAAAAAUACUAAAUCAUGGGGAUCUCCUUCCGCAGAAAAUGAUCCUGUGAUUAACGAUUUGGAGAAUACGAUUGUUGGAACCUGUCAGAAUCUUGAAAAAUCAUAUUUGAGAUUGACUUCCGCUCCUGAUCCAUCGACUGUUAGACCUAAGCGUAUAUUGAAGAAAACACUCGAAUUUUUAAAAGAAAGAUGGGUCAGAGAACAAAAUUAUACUUAUAUAUGUGAUCAGUUCAAAUCUUUACGACAGGACUUAACGGUUCAACGUAUACAAGAUGAGUUUACCGUAAGAGUUUAUGAGACACAUGCUCGCAUAGCGCUUGAGAAGGGCGAUUUGGGUGAGUAUAAUCAAUGUCAAACACAACUAAAGGAACUUUACAGGUUAAAUAUUCCAGGUCACGUAAUGGAAUUUAUGGCAUAUCGACUUCUGUACUUCCUAUAUACGAGAAAUCGUUCCGAUAUAAAUUCAUUGAUCGCAGAAUUAACAGAUGAAAUGAAGAGAGAUGAAUCAAUAAAACAUGCAUUAGAGGUUAGAUCCACUCUGGCUACUGCAAAUUACCAUAAGUUCUUUGAGUUGUUCCUUAAAGCGCCUAAUAUGGGAGCUUAUCUCAUGGAUCAUUUUAUUGAAAGAGAAAGAAUAGCCGCUUUAACAGUAUUGUGCAAAGCUUUCCGGCCUAAUCUUGACCUUGAGUUUGUACGUUCCGAAUUAGCUUUUAAUGAUCUCGAAGAAUGUAAAGAAUUUCUUAAUACACAUAAUGCUGCUCCUUUCAUAAAUCCAAAUAACACUUUAAACACUAAGGACGCUUACAGAUCAAUUGAAGCGAGUGGCAAAAAAUUUGAGAAAGUUGAUAUCAAAGGACAAAUUUGA
This is a messenger RNA of Rhizophagus irregularis DAOM 181602=DAOM 197198, 1944 nucleotides long. The record is from RefSeq and is a predicted model, not a curated record. NCBI's taxonomy places the organism in Eukaryota, Fungi, Glomeromycota, Glomeromycetes, Glomerales, Glomeraceae.